AUGCCUCCAGCGGUAGUCAAGAACUCUGCUUACACUCCUCCCACGAAAGGCAUCCUCUCUUGCCUGCCAUCCUCAUGGGUUCCCUAUGCUGAGCUCAUUCGCCUGGACAAGCCACAUGGCAUAUAUAUGACUAUAUAUCCUUACGCCUUGGGCCUACUUUAUGCCAGCCAACUUACCUCAGAGUCGUUGCCUCCAAACGUGGUCCUGAGUCGAUUUCUCAACUUGGCGAUAUGGACCUUCUUGAUACGAAGCGCCGGCUGUGCUUGGAACGACAACGUUGAUCAAGACUUUGACAGACAAACUGCCCGGUGCCGCGACAGACCGAUUGCACGAGGCGCAAUCUCGACUCUUCAAGGUCAUGUCUUCACCACCGCUCUAUUGGCUCUCGGGUUUUUGUCAAUUCAAAACUUUCCUCUUGAAUCCAAGAUUGAUGGCGCUGCAACUGUCUUAUUGACAUGCAUCUACCCCUUUGGGAAGAGAUUCACGCAUUUCGCUCAGGUUACCUUGGGCCUAACGCUGUCCGUUGCUAUCAUAUUCGGGCCGCAUUCUGUGGGCGCCAACCCCUUGUCACAGGGCAAUUUCUUGCCAACGACCUGCCUUGUGUCGUCCAUCAUUUUGCUCGUCAUCUUCUAUGACGUAGUCUAUGCUCGUCAGGAUACGGUCGAUGAUCUCAAGUCCGGAGUCAAAGGCAUGGCCGUCCUCUUUCGCAACUGGAUCACCACGUUGCUUUUGACCCUCAUCAUAGCCAUCCUAACUCUUCUAUACAUCACUGCACGGUCUCUUGACUUGGGUUGGGUCUUCUUUGGCUUGUCCGUUGCAGGGCCAGCCGUCAGCCUCCUCACAACGAUUGCCCUCAUCGCCAGCAAAUCGAGCAGUUCAAGAUAUGCGGGCAAGUUCUAUGUGCUAGCCAUUGCCAGCCUGCUCAGUGGCUUUACUAUAGAGUAUCUCAGAACGAUUAUGUAG
This is a messenger RNA of Trichoderma reesei QM6a, 963 nucleotides long. RefSeq lists its product as uncharacterized. Gene Ontology annotation, cellular component: mitochondrial inner membrane. The transcript has a single exon. Gene Ontology annotation, molecular function: 4-hydroxybenzoate polyprenyltransferase activity. The coding region runs from base 1 to 963 and encodes 320 amino acids. The record is from RefSeq and is a predicted model, not a curated record. Gene Ontology annotation, biological process: ubiquinone biosynthetic process. Lineage: Eukaryota; Fungi; Ascomycota; Sordariomycetes; Hypocreales; Hypocreaceae.